UCAGCUGGUGCAUCCUUUUUGGAACUAUACUCUUCCUACUAGAAUAUUAUUUCUACAACAGAUAGAGCUUGGUUUCCAAUAACUUGGACUCUUCCGACGAUGAGGGGCUCUAAAAUAUUGGAUUCUUUUGUGUACCAAAGCAAUUUGAAUAUCGAACUCACUUACAUAUUGAAUGGGAUCUGAGAAUGGCUACUACUCCAGAGCCAUCCUUGGCUGCCUUGACGAACCAAAACGAUGCUUUGUGGGAAGAAGCGUAUGAGAAGUUCAAGCGCGAUGAUCCAGAACUGUAUGAGCGAUUGCAAUCGAUCAUAAGCAAGGACCCCAAUGUCAAAAGUAGUGUAGGACAAGAGCAACAGCUCGGUGAUCUCCUUCUCAGAAAACGUCGUAUCAUGGAGGAUAAACAGUGGGUAUUUUAUUGGCGCAAGAAAGCCAUCAAAAUUGGACCGCAGUUUGACAAGAUUGUCAAAAUUUUCGUACUGGUCAAGCCUAUUGGUGAUACUGUGGCCGCACUUGAUCCAGUUCAUGCGGGAAUUCCCUGGGCUUGCGUUUCGGUUUUAUUGCCGGUAAGUAUGGUGUUAAUCUAUAUGGCUUGAGCUGACUUUUCAUAGCUCAUUUUAAACCAUUCUGAGGAACAAGAGGCGGCACUGAAUGGGUUGCAAAAAGUGGUAGAGAUUGUUCAACAAUUUACUUCAUUCGAUUGGGAUCAUCUUAAUAUCCCGAAAGAAAAAUCCGAGAAGCAACUGAAGGAAUCUAUCGUGACAUUGUACUGGAAAAUACUUCGCUAUCAGGCGACAGCCAUACACAAUUUUAGCAGACACACAUUAUGUACGAGACUCACAACUCAUAUAAGUUUAAGCUAACAUCUUGAAUAGCAAGAUAUGCUGCAUCUAUUGCCAGGAAGGAUGACUGGAAGACUUUGCUCAGCGAUGUCGAGGUUUACAAGAACAAUUUCAUGACCGACCUUCAAUUGAAUGACUCCCAAAGUAAGAUGUAUUCAUCCUUCCCGUAUUACUAUUGAAAAAGACGCUCAUUGCUAUCAAAUACGAAGACCAGAAACGUUUCGAAUCUGAACUAAGAGAGCUGAUACUGGGACUGGACAGAACAGACGAAAGUGAGUCAACCUGGUAUAGCAUUACGAUAUCCCUACUAACACUCCAUGUGUCUCUAGAGAACCUUGAAAUAAUUCAGUGGGUAUCUGAUAAACCAUACAUCUCCCAGCAUUACACCGCUAGACAAUUACUCGCGCAGUAUCCCCAUGCUGGGGAAUGGAUUAUCGAGAAAUAUACCAGAUGGUUAGAUAGUGCUGAGGCACCUACUUUCUGGAUACGUGGAACGAGUGAGCUUCUCAUUUGUUAAUUAGUUUUCCUAGGUUCAUGCUAAUAUGAUAAUGUUAGUUGGAACGGGGAAGACAUCUAUUAUGUGAGUUCUGCUACUUUCAUUUGUUUAUUUUAGGUGUUCAACAGUCCGAAGUGCAGUCAUCAUCUUGAAGAUUUACACUUGUUCAAUUACUGAAAGUCUAAAUCUGCUCUGCCAAUCUGGAUUAUUGUGUACCAUGUUCGACGUCUGUGUACAGUACAUCUAACAGUUACUCAAGAUCCACUAUUGUUGAGUCGUUCUAUUCCGAUAUUGCCCGGCAAGAUGAGAAGCGCAUGGUAUAUUUCUAUUGCAUCUCGCCAACAACAUCAAGCGACGUUAUUCGAAGCCUUGUAUCCCAGUUAGCAUGGAAAUUAGACGGCAACGCGAUAGAACCAAAUAUUAUUAGUAUGUUCAAUGCUACGAAACCACCUAACCCUACUAUGCCAAAACCUGAGGACUGGUCCGACGCGCUUCUAAAACUAUGUCAACGACUCAGCAAGGUCAUCAUCGUUAUUGACGCCCUUGACGAAUGCAAAGACUUCAGUAAGCUUUUGACAACACUAAAAAAAAUCCAAGUCAAGCAACUUGAUUGUGUCAAGUUAGUUUUCUCCAGUCGAUUAAAUGUUGAUGUGGAGAAGGUAUUCUCCAACCCAGAUGGCGUUAUUUUAGCCGUUGAAGAUACAUCGCGGGAUAUGUCUACAUACAUUGAGAACGAAGUAAGAGCUAAAGAGGAAGAUAUUGAAUGUGACGACGAGACAGCCAAACGACAGAUUAUUGAUCGGAUAGUGCUUGUUUUAACGAAAUUCGCAGGUGGAAUGUAGGUUUUAUGACUGACUAACACAUUCAACGGAGCUAACAGAGUCUUAGGUUCAAAUGGGUAACCCUACAACUAGCAAUCAUGUUUCCGAUUGAGACACAAACCUUCCUACCAGAAAACAUCGAGAUUCAGCUGCUGAAUAUAAAAGAUCGAAAUCUAUCUUUGGAGCAAUCCUUGAACGAUGCAUACGAAACGGUUUACACGAUGAACACCAAGCCGGGGGCCUACAACGCCAGCGUCUUUAAGUCAGUCUGUAAGUGGCUACUGUGUUGCAAAACGCCACUGCCCGCGGAGGAAGUUCUCAAAGUCAUUGAGAUUUCCUUAGAUCAUGAUCCUAAACUUCAGAAAAUAGCACGUAGUCCGUUAAGCACAAAAAUUGUUUUACAUGUAAGAUGAAUACUUGUUAUGUUGGAUUUGAAGAUGGAUACUGACCUCGUAUUCACUAGUGCUGUAGCAAUUUUGUUAUUCAGAGCUCAGAAGGCACAUUUCGAUUUGCCCAUUUAUCUGUUGAGGAGUACCUUAUUAACCAUUGCGGGUUCAAAGUCGAGUUCCAAACUGAGGAAUGUCACUUAUUCGUGAUGAAGAUGUGCUUAAAUCUGUUGGUACAGAAAAGAGUCAAUUCAGGCACAAAAUCAGGGCUCAAACGCGGCUCGGUGGCUUCCGCCAUAAAAAAAGACGUUGAUGCUCCCCCCAAGAGCCGACCAAUUUUCUAGCCUAUUCCGUCUCUUAUUGGGCUUAUCACUCCAAUAAAGCAACAUCGGAGAGACGAUGUAAAGAUCUCCUAUAUAAGCGUUUUACUCUUGGAGCCACGAUAAGCCCUUCGCUCCAGUGGUGGUACACUCAAAUUGAUGCCGGCAACUACUCAGGAAGCACACGAUAUCACAUCAUGGAUAUUGCA
Molecule: messenger RNA, 3071 nt
Organism: Sclerotinia trifoliorum
Lineage: Eukaryota; Fungi; Ascomycota; Leotiomycetes; Helotiales; Sclerotiniaceae
Source: the annotation of a GenBank genome assembly